UCACGAAUAUGCAGAGCCUACGUAGAGAAUAUAUAUCUUCUGGAAUUGACACAAAAAUGACUUCAAUGAAAUUGUGCAGCUCAAAUAGCAAUGUGGUGGCCUUUAUACAAAUUGUUUUUUUUCUUCGACUAAAACUGUGUUGAGACUCUAGUGAAAGUAAUUAAUUAGGAAUCGAAUAUCUUGAAUUGCGUAAAGUCUUCCUUUUGUAGAUACUGGUAAUAGACUGUAGUGCACCAUAGUCAGUUACCAAUAUCAUUCUAGAUUGGCUGGUCAUUAGAUUUCUCUCCCGAUCAUACAUGGGGGAUAUUACUUGAAGACGUGAUCCCAGGAGGUGUUAUUUAUUCAAUUCUUCAAUAUUCAUUCCAGGCGAAUACAGCUGUCUGAAAGUGGAUUUACAUUUUAAAAGAGAAUUCAGUUACUAUCUCAUUCAGAUCUACAUUCCAUGCUGUAUGCUUGUCAUUGUGUCGUGGGUAUCCUUUUGGCUGGAUCAGAGCGCCGUGCCUGCCCGAGUAUCACUCGGAGUGACGACACUACUCACAAUGGCAACACAAACAUCUGGAAUAAAUGCCUCACUGCCACCGGUAUCUUAUACGAAAGCCAUCGACGUUUGGACUGGUGUGUGUUUGACAUUUGUGUUUGGUGCGCUACUUGAAUUUGCACUCGUCAAUUAUGCCUCACGUAGCGAUAUGCAUCGGGAGAAUAUGAAGAAGAAAUAUCGUGAAAUUGAACAUUCAGCAUCCGUCGAUCCGGCAACGGAACUGCUAGAACCGGAUGGCUCAACAAAUUUUCAGAUGGUCGUGGCUUUCCAAGUUCCCGACGAGGUCCAAGCGCAUCGAUGUAAUAUCACGGAUCACCUUUCCUCUCGUAUUCGCACUGUUCAACCUCGCGUACUGGUCCACGUACCUAUUUCGGGAGGAAGUAGACGACGAAUGAAUAGCGAAGAUGAGGAGGAGGAUGAACAUCUUGGAUCAAGGAACGAUGUGGCUCGCGGCCAUUUUUAUCAUCCACACACACGUCAUCGGGCACGCAAUCAUCACUCGCACCAUGGUAACCGUCAUCAGCAUUCUCACCAUUCACACUCGCACCAUCAGCACAACAAUUCCUAUAAUCGUCCACGCCAUCGUCAACAACAAUCACCAACUUUGUCAACACAUACGGCAGAUGGUGAUGUCCAACAAUCUUCACCAGGUGGUAUGUCGUCUAGAUUACCAUCGCGUGAUUCAACGUCACCUGUAUCUUCCCGGGUGGUAACACCAUCACCACCACCACUAUUACAUCGCACAUCUGACAAACCAAAGAAUAAAUUUUCACGUUUACCACUGAGUCAAACGGAGAAAUGCUGCUUUGGUCUUAUACCAAUGCGUUAUUUUACCUGUCAUGCUAAGGGAAGUGCAAGAAUUGACGUUUUAGCACGUUUUGCUUUUCCAUUCAUGUUUGUCGUAUUCAAUUUUGCUUACUGGUCUAUGUACCUCUUUCGAGGAGAAGAGGAAACUAAGAUGAGCUGAGGAACGAGUGUAAAUGAUUAUAGAAAGAAUGAAAAUCUAAGGGCGAGUUGAUAUUAAUUUCUUUAAUGGAAAAAGCAUUUUUAUUUAUGAAAAAUUGGAAUAACUUGAGCAAAUUUUCAAUACAAGAAAGAAUAACGCGGAAACAAAUUGAUUGAAUAAUAUCCUUCGUUGAUGUGCUCGGUACAAUCAAUCGUUUAUACCAGGAUUGCAGGUGUCGAGAUCAUACGAUUGAAUGCUCAAACAUAUUAAGAAAGCAACCGGAAAGAAAGUGAGUUAUUAAUAUAAAGAUAAAUUCGGGGAACACUUCUACACAAAACGAGUUUGGGCGAGAAUGAAUCAUUUGAGUGAAUGCGAAAUUUGUAGCAUUAAUAAAUUGAGUGAUGAACCGCGUGCCACAGAGUGACGUUUAUGAAGGGGGUCUCGAUAGUCACGGCCUUUUGAAAUGAUCUAGAAAAACUAUGAAGAAGAAAAGCAGAGAAAUAAAAUAUGCAUACACAUUUAUAAUUAUUAUAUGUAUGUAUCGGCAAGUAUCUUGUUAUAACAGUCAGUGAGUCCUGUUUAUAUGAAAAUGAAGAGAAAAAAAUAAAAAAUAAAACAAAAGAGUAUUCAAUUCAGACUUUUAGCCUCACGAUAUACAACUCGAUGGAGAGCGAAGAAUAGUACAUUAGAGUACAAGGGCACAAAUUUCGUUUUCAACGAAUGUGUGUACAGACCUCGCCUUCGG
Messenger RNA from Diachasma alloeum, 2229 nucleotides. It is a transcript of the gene GluClalpha, whose product is annotated as glutamate-gated chloride channel. Gene Ontology annotation, cellular component: neuron projection; membrane; synapse. Gene Ontology annotation, biological process: chloride transmembrane transport; signal transduction; nervous system process. NCBI's taxonomy places the organism in Eukaryota, Metazoa, Arthropoda, Insecta, Hymenoptera, Braconidae. The transcript is spliced from 5 exons. Gene Ontology annotation, molecular function: chloride channel activity; transmembrane signaling receptor activity; neurotransmitter receptor activity. The record is from RefSeq and is a predicted model, not a curated record. Bases 450 to 1505 code for a protein of 351 amino acids.